Molecule: messenger RNA, 1865 nt
Organism: Eucalyptus grandis
Lineage: Eukaryota; Viridiplantae; Streptophyta; Magnoliopsida; Myrtales; Myrtaceae
Product: vacuolar cation/proton exchanger 3
Exons: 12
Coding region: 54-1409 (451 amino acids)
Biological process (GO): calcium ion transmembrane transport; intracellular calcium ion homeostasis
Cellular component (GO): plant-type vacuole membrane
Molecular function (GO): calcium:proton antiporter activity
Source: RefSeq, a predicted model, not a curated record
CAAACACAGACACAGAAAACGCUGUUUCAUAGCCUAUCCUCGAACAAGUCGAAAUGGCGACCCAUUCGUGCAACGAGGCAUAUGUCGUCGAGAAUGGCGGCCUUAAGGGAUCGAGCAAGGAGACGAGGCCCGGCCGGACGGCGCACAACAUGUCCUCAUCGUCGCUGCGCAAGAAGUCCGACCUUGCCCUUGUCUCGAAGGUCCCGUGCCGGUGCCUGAGGAUGCUUCUCGCCAACCUCCAGGAGGUCAUCCUCGGGACCAAGCUCACAAUCCUCUUCCCGGCCAUCCCUCUCGCCGUUGUCGCUGAGUUUUACAGCUUCGGAAGACCGUGGGUCUUCGCUUUGAGCCUUCUGGGACUCACCCCUCUUGCGGAACGCGUCAGCUUCUUGACAGAGCAGAUCGCUUACUACACCGGCCCCACAGUGGGAGGGCUUCUGAACGCAACCUGCGGCAAUGCAACCGAGCUGAUCAUAGCCAUAUUUGCCCUAAGCCAGCGCAAGAUUGAGGUAGUGAAGUACUCACUCUUGGGCUCCGUCCUGUCCAACCUCCUGCUCGUUCUUGGCACCUCGCUGCUGUGCGGUGGCCUCGCCAACCUCCGGAAAGAGCAGAAAUACGACCGGCGACAAGCCGACGUGAACUCUCUCAUGCUGCUGCUGGCGUUGCUGUGCCACCUGCUGCCGAUGCUGUUCCGGUACGCUGGCGCCCCCGCCACCCCGACAGCGGACCUGACGCUCAACCUGUCGAGGGCGAGUAGCAUCGUCAUGCUUCUGGCCUACGUCGUCUACAUCUUCUUCCAGCUUGUCACACAUCGACAAUUGUUCGAAGCACAGGAAGAGGGUGAAGAAGAUGACAACACAGCUUCUGGGGAAGAGGCAGUGAUAGGGUUUUGGAGUGGAUUUGUUUGGCUGGUUGGGAUGACCCUCGUCAUAGCUUUACUAUCCGAGUAUGUUGUCGACACAAUUGAGUCGGCGUCGGCUUCGUGGGGUCUGUCCGUGAGCUUCCUCAGCAUAAUCUUGUUGCCUAUCGUCGGGAACGCAGCAGAGCACGCCGGGGCGAUCAUAUUCGCUUUCAAGAACAAGCUGGACAUAACUUUAGGCGUCGCUUUGGGCUCAGCGACUCAGAUCGCGAUGUUCGUGGUCCCUUUAUGUGUGGUCGUUGCUUGGACAAUGGGGAUAAGGAUGGACCUUAAUUUCAACCUUCUUGAGACUUGCUCUCUUGCUCUAUCAAUCAUUGUCAUAGCUUUCACUUUGCAGGAUGGAACUUCCCACUACAUGAAAGGAUUUGUUCUCCUGCUUUGCUACGUAGUGAUUGGAGCAUGCUUUUUUGUCUUAAGAACGCCCCUGACAGAUCAACCUAACAUGAACAACUUGGAGCUCAAACUACCAACUGAAGCAGUUUUCAGAGCUUAAUCCAAAUUCAGGCACCUGAUCGAUGAAGGAUACGAGGGAUCAAAUGAGAGAAUAUCUAAGAAUUUGUCGAGAGACGAGGAGGAUUUGUAAUUCUUUCGAUGGUGUUGAUUGAUUGGUUCGGUUCAGUUUCGAUCGGAUUGAUUGCUUGUGAGGAGUGACUUGGAAUUUUGCGUUAUAAAGCAUUUUCCAUCUAAGAGUUUGUUCAUUCGUCUUGAUGAGGGUGUGAUCUGAAGGAAGAUGGGAUUCAUGGCCUUUGGUAUAGAUAUGUGUGUGAAUCAUUUAGGGUUUGGCUGAGUGAAAUUUUUGUUCCUCACUUCGACUUGGAGUGAUGUGGCAAUGCCAAACCGGUGAUACAAUAAAUAAUAGUCAAUAAAGGGAAGUCUCUUCCUGCUUGUUAUUUUAUUUUAGUUUACCAUGUCAUUUUUUAAAAUUAUUAAUUACCCAAAAAUCUUCUUA